AUGCCUUUGACAGAGUUAAAAGGAUUAGAUUUACAAAUCGGUUUUUUUACAUAUAGACAAAUAAAAGCUGCCACUAAUAACUUCAAUGUUGCCAACAAGAUUGGGGAAGGUGGUUUUGGAUCAAUUUACAAGAAUGCAUUUUUUCUAUUCUUGAUGCAAGCUAUUCUAUUUGAUGGUACUAUAAUUGUAGUUAAACAACUUUCAUCAAAAUCAAAGCAAGGAAGCCGUGAGUUUGUGAAUGAAAUAGGCAUAAUAUUUGGUUUACAACAUCCUAAUCUUGUUAGAUUGUAUGGAUGUUGUAUGGAAGGAAAACAACUAUUGUUGGUAUAUGAGUACAUGGAAAACAAUAGCCUUGCACAUGUUUUGUUUGGUCUUGCGGAUGGCCAGUUAAAAUUGGAUUGGUCUGCAAGGCAGAAGAUAUGUGUUGGCAUAGUGAGAGGUCCAGGUUUCUUGCAUGAGGAAUCAACACUUAAAAUUGUUCAUAGAGACAUCAAAUCUACUAAUACGUUGCUUGACCAAGACCUCAACCCUAAGAUCUCUGACUUUGGUUUGGCCAAGCUAGACGAAGAGGAGAACACCCACAUUAGCACUAGAAUUGCUAGAACAAUAGGCUACAAGGCGCCAGAAUAUGCAUUAUGGGGUUAUUUAACCUACAAAGCCGACGUUUAUAGUUUUGGAGUUGUUGCAUUGGAAAUUGUUGGAGGGAAGAACAACGUGAAAUAUCGACCAAAUGAGAACUUUGUAUCCCUUCUAGAUUGGGCCAUCGUUUUACAACAGAAAGGAAAUUUGAUGGAGUUGGUAGAUUUAGAAUUGGGUUUAGAGUUCAAUAAGGAAGAUGUACUUAGAAUGAUUAAAGUAAUUUUAUUAUGUACUAAUCCAUCACUAGUGCUUAGGCCAACUAUGACUUCCGUAGUAAGCAUGCUUGAAGGCAAAACAGUUGUUGAUGAAUUGGCUUGGGAUCCAAGUAUUUAUGGUCAUGAAUGGAGUUUUGGAGCCUUUAGAGACCAAUUUGGUCAGAACCCACGACCAAGCUCAAUGGAAACUCAUAGCCUAAUUCAAUUAUCAAUUGCAACAUGGAAUAGCUCUUCUUCUACAUCAGCCCAGGAUCUCUAUUCCAUCAAUCUUGGCUCUAGGUAA
Messenger RNA from Quercus lobata, 1137 nucleotides. Its product is annotated as probable LRR receptor-like serine/threonine-protein kinase At1g53440. Bases 1 to 1137 code for a protein of 378 amino acids. Gene Ontology annotation, biological process: protein phosphorylation. Gene Ontology annotation, molecular function: protein kinase activity; ATP binding. The record is from RefSeq and is a predicted model, not a curated record. The transcript is spliced from 6 exons. NCBI's taxonomy places the organism in Eukaryota, Viridiplantae, Streptophyta, Magnoliopsida, Fagales, Fagaceae.